AUGUCCACCCUAUCCCCCUCCUCCCUCCCACCACCCGCGGGGGCCCCCUCUCCCCUAUCCCCCUCCCUGGGGGCCCCCCUGGGGGCCCCCCUGGGGGCCCCCCUGGGUCCUUCCCUCCCCGGGGCCCCGCUGGUCCCCCCGCUGGCUCCCCCCCUGGGGGCCCCCCUGGGGGCCCUCCUGGGGUCCCCCCUCCCCGGGGGCCCCCUGGGGGCCCCCCUGGGGGCCCCCCUCCCCGGGGGGCCCCCCGGGGCCCCCCUGGGGGCCCCCCUGGGGGCCCCCCUGGGGGCCCCCCUGGGGGCCCCCCUGGGGUGCAGCGCGAGCGGGGCCCCCGGGGACUUCAAGUGGCUGGUGGGUGUGGGGGCGGCUGCGAGUUUGGCGACGGCGUUUGGGAUUGGGGCGAAUGAUGUGGCGAACACUUUUAGCUGCGCUGUGGGGUCUGGGGCUUUGAGUCUUGCUGCUGCUGUUGCUGCUGCUGCUGCUCUCGAAACCCUGGGUGCUGCGCUGCUGGGAGCGGCGGUUGCGGACUCCAUUCGCUCCAAGAUCAUCGACUUCGGGGCCUUCGAGUUGGAGCCUUCUUUGCUGAUGUUGGGGAUGGUUUGCGCGCUGCUGGGGGCUGGCCUGUGGCUGCUGCUGGCCUCCAAGUUGGGGCUUCCAGUUUCGACAACGCAUGCAAUAAUAGGCUCUCUUUUAGG
Molecule: messenger RNA, 692 nt
Organism: Eimeria necatrix
Lineage: Eukaryota; Apicomplexa; Conoidasida; Eucoccidiorida; Eimeriidae
Product: phosphate transporter, putative
Exons: 2
Biological process (GO): phosphate ion transmembrane transport
Cellular component (GO): membrane
Molecular function (GO): phosphate transmembrane transporter activity
Source: RefSeq, a predicted model, not a curated record